GUUGAAAUAACUAAGCCUUAAAAUGAAGUUUUUAGUAUUUUUUUGUGUCAUAUUAGGAUCAGUUUUAGCAGAAAAGCCAGCGCCAUAUCCUCCAAAAGGAUGGAAACCACAAGGUGCAAGACUUGAAUUACCACCAUCUCGUGAAUAUGGAGUGCCACAAGAUCCUGAUUCAAUUGAAAUAACAACACUAACCAAUGAAUAUCUUCCACCACCAACAAAAGAAUCAAGAACAAGCAAUGACAAUAAUUUUUUGAAUGUACAAAAAUUGCCUGAUCCAAAUUCUUUCUCACAAUUUGAAAAUUUUAAACGUCAGUCAUUAAAUCAACAGGCAAGGAUUAUCAUGGCACCACCACUAGCAGUAAAUUCACAGCCUCUUCUUCUUGCUCCAGUUUUUGCACCUCAAUUUGCUUCAGUAAAUCAACAAUUGCAUGAACAAAAGUUCGGCCAACAAAGAAAUCCUAAAAAUGAUGCCCAACAAUUGCCCCCACAAGAAUAUGGACCGCCAAAAGCAGAACAACCUGUAACGACUGAAUUUCCACAGAGAAAUGAACCAGAACAACCGCAAAACUUUCCAAAUAAAAACAUUUACAACAACAAGAAUGAUGAUGAUGAAAGCAGCGAAGAAUCGUCAGACGAAAGUGACGAACAGCCUGUUAUUGCCGUAGCAAAUGCUCAGGCUUAUGCCAAACAGAUUUCUGCAACGCAACAAGGUCAGGUUGGACAGUACUAUAUUUUAUUACCUGACAGUUCACUACAAAAAGUACGAUAUGCUACUGGACAAAACGAAGAGGACCGUCAAAUUAAUGGAUUUUCGGCACAAUUGCGAUAUUCACCUGUUGAGCCAAUUAAGGACCCUGUUUUUGGUUAUGAUGAACAAGGCAAAUUAGUACGAUUGUUUAAAUGAAGUACUGAUGGAGAUGAAUGAUGUGAUUCUUGCUCACUAUAUUUAACAUGCAUAGUUUUUGGCAAUAAAAUAAUUGCUUGAAUUUUGGAAUUAGUUUAGA
This is a messenger RNA of Chironomus riparius, 1004 nucleotides long. The record is from the annotation of a GenBank genome assembly. Lineage: Eukaryota; Metazoa; Arthropoda; Insecta; Diptera; Chironomidae.